ACAGGCAUUCAUCUCUAAUGGAGGUAUUAGUAAUCUAUUUACAUAUGUUAGGUUUACUUUCAAAACAUGCCCACCGACUACCAUAAAUCUUGCACAUCAAUCUUAGUGAGGUUCAUCACAGAUCAUCAGCAAUUUGUAAAUGCUGAUUGCAUGGGAGCCCCACAAACCCUAAGUCCUAAUAAUGACAUGAAAAGGACACAGAAAAGUAGGGAUCAGAGGUCCCCUUUUUGAAAUUCCAAAGGAAAAACAAGAAAGCAGAGCUUUAGAAGUAAAGGAAAAAUGAUCAGAGCUUUGGAAAGAAUAGUAAAGGAAAUAAAUGUGAGAGAUUUUAUAGUUGGACAUUGCAUUUCACAUGAACCUUCUAUGAUCCACAUUGAGGGCUCCUAAAGUCUAUGUGGUCAGGCUGCCAUCAGUUUUAAGAUUCUCUUUUUACAAGGGAAAGAUUUAGUUGUGAGAAUCCAUGGCCCUAGUAUCUGCUAGAUGGCCAACUUUGAUUUUAAUAGGGUUUUUGAUACUUAAUAUUCAGUCAGUUGCUGCAAUCAAACCACUGGUACCAGCUCUUCUAGUCUUUGGGGACUCCACCUGUGACCCAGGCAAUAACAACUAUAUUCAGACAGCUCUCAAGAGUGAUUUUCCUCCAUAUGGGAGGGACUUGGCUGAUCAUCAAGCUACAGGGCGCUUUUGCAAUGGAAGACUGGGUAUAGAUUUUAUUGCUGAGGGACUUGGCCUCAAGAAGACAAUACCUCCAUACUUGGAUCCUCAUCUCAGUCCUCAUGACUUGGUGACUGGUGUGAGCUUUGCAUCUGCUGGAACUGGAUAUGACAACAUGACUGCAUCUAUUUUGAAUGUUAUACCCCUGUGGAAAGAAAUAGAGUAUUUCAAGGAGUACCAAUUCCGUUUGAAACAAAUGUUUGGGGAAAAGAUAGCAUCAAUCGUUAUAAACAAAGCCCUAUAUCUUGUAAGUGUAGGGACCAAUGAUUUUAUAGAGAAUUACCUACAAUUUCCCAACCGUAGGUUACGAUUUAGUCCUUCAGAGUAUGUGGACUUCAUAGUUGGCAUAGCAGGCAACUUCUUUGAGGAGCUUUACAGACUUGGGGCUAGAAGGAUAUCUGUGGCUAGCCUAUCACCCAUGGGCUGCUUGCCUAUGUUAAGAUCCAUGAAUUUAUUUGAGCCUGGCCAAUGCAUGGAGGAUUACAAUGAUAUUGGACUCCAAUAUAAUGCGAAACUCCAAACCACCAUUGAAAACCUGAGACAUAAGCUUCCAGGGCUUCUAAUUUUGUUCAGUGAUUCCUAUCAACUUACUUAUGAAGCUAUAUACAAUCCUUCCAAAUAUGGAUUCGAGGAAGCAGAAAGAGCGUGCUGUGGAUCAGGGACAAUUGAAUUGGGAUACCUGUGCAAUGAAUUGAUCCCAUCUUGCAGUGAUGCAUCCACCUUUGUGUUUUGGGACUCUGUUCAUCCAACUGAAAGAUUUUAUGAGAUUGUUGCAAACAAUAUGCUCCAAAGUAUUCGAAGGCUACCACUUUAAUUACAGAAUGGGAAUUUUUGUCCUCGCCACAGAAGGUACUAGUCUGAACAGAUGUAAAUAGCGCUUCCAACUAAGUUGAGCUGUAAAUUGACACGUUGGUCAUUUGGGAAGACAGAAGUUUUUAUUUCCCUUCACGUACCUGUAGAAGCUGAUGGAAAGGCCAUUUAAGUCGAAGUCAUGGGGAAUUUAUUAGUCCGUCACUCAGGGAUAUACCUAUAGCGAGCCCAUAAGCCUAUUAAACUUCUCUUUCAAAAUAGUUUUAAACUAUUUUAUAUUAUCUUUAAGUGUCAUAACUGAUAAAUCAAUAUCAAGUUUCUGUCUAAACUGAUUAAGACUA
Messenger RNA from Cryptomeria japonica (Japanese cedar), 1862 nucleotides. RefSeq names its product GDSL esterase/lipase At4g26790. The record is from RefSeq and is a predicted model, not a curated record. Gene Ontology annotation, molecular function: hydrolase activity, acting on ester bonds. The coding region runs from base 461 to 1525 and encodes 354 amino acids. NCBI's taxonomy places the organism in Eukaryota, Viridiplantae, Streptophyta, Pinopsida, Cupressales, Cupressaceae. The transcript has 6 exons.